Molecule: messenger RNA, 3058 nt
Organism: Haliotis rubra (blacklip abalone)
Lineage: Eukaryota; Metazoa; Mollusca; Gastropoda; Lepetellida; Haliotidae
Exons: 9
Coding region: 55-1116 (353 amino acids)
Source: RefSeq, a predicted model, not a curated record
GCUGUCAUCGAGUGCUGGGCGCCAUGUUGGUACAGUGAUGGCUCAGGUUGGCUCAUGCUGUGUUUACGAGUGUUGCCGGUCAAUGAGACAACGUUGCCUUGCUGCUGUGAAUGUGAGAGACUCCGUUUGCUACGCUGGUGUGGAGACUUUGUUCAACAAAGAAAACGGGAAUACACACGUGGUAUAUUUUCUACCGGUGCUACGUUAUUUAGACGCAGAAUGUUACGUAAGUUCCGACCAUUCGUCCAUUUGGCCAGCACAGUUUGGAAUGAGGUCAAGUCACGUGAGAGUCUCCGGCUCCUGCUCACCCUCGUUUGCUUCGUAAUAAUUACAAUUAUUGCAGUGAUGAACUUGCCGAUCUUGAUCCCAACCACCCCUGACCUGUGUGAGAUAUGGAAAGGUGAAACGCCUCGAACGAACGCAUCACUGUGGUGGCAGUGGGCGUGUCUAAUAGAAUGGGACAUGGACAGCGCUGACGGCUACCAGUGUCAGAACAAGGAAUUCAUGGGCAACUGGCCGGUGUGCUGGGACGAGGACUACAAACCAAGGGACCCCUGUCUUGUGUACUCCUUUGGUAUAGACAAUGACUUCAGCUUCGAUGACGCGAUGGCAGAAAGAGGGUGCACUGUGUACAGCUUUGACCCAAGUAUGGGGGUAACAGACCACCGACAUUCCGAAGGGGUGUUCUUCAAAAACAUGGGUCUAGGUGCCUCCGACACCGACUCAUUCCACCCCAACUUUGACUGGUACGUCCGUCAUUCCAGCAGCUGGAAGGUCCGAACGCUGAAGUCCAUUAUGAAGCUACUGGGGCAUGAGAAGCGUGUGAUCGAUGUAUUGAAGAUCGAUAUCGAGGUGUACGAGUGGGCUGUGACAGCCAACAUCAUGAAGGACGGGCUGUUUCCCCAAAUUCGCCAGUUUCUGGUGGAGUGGCACAUCUUCCCAAACGAACCAUUCAGAAAUCAUUUCCAGGAUAUGUACAAUGCCUACAUGAGCCUGAGGGAGAAUGGAUUCCAGUUCUACCACAAGAACAGUUGCAGAAGAUACCACCAUUACCGGUACUGGAACUCACAGGCUGAUAUGUGUUACGUCAACACCCUCUUCAAGCAACCCAGAUAACACUUCCGUCAUGCGCAGAACGGAGUUAGCAUGGGUACAUUUGAUACGCAAAUCGUUAUAAGCUGGGCAUACCAGGAUGACAUGGAGUUCAUCUUCUAUCUGUGCUUUGCAAUAAGAGCAAGAUGUAUCUAAUUUUGUGUAAUAAUUAUAGGAAUUCAUAUUGAAACCAUAUAUAUAUUACAACGCGGUUUUGCCAGGCAUCUCCGACAUUAUUGAUAAAUAAACAGUUGUCAGGGUAGUAGUUCUGUUUGAUCAGUUUGAUAUGGAUGAUGCGUUGCUCCACUCUUGGAAAUAUACAUCUUUACAUCGUUGCUGAAAAUUUCUAGAAAGUAUUUUUUGUUAUCAAUAUUCUGGGAUGUCCAUAAAUAGUCAAAUCCAUAUUUGCAAAGCAGUUUCCUGAACUUUCGAAACCCAGUUUUUGUCGCCAGAUUCGCCAAAUCGUUUUAACAUUUCAUGACACUUCUUGGUAUAUCUGAGAAACAUGAUCCAAAAUAUAAGUAAUCUAACAUUAGCGUACAAAAUUAACGGAUAUCGCGCGCACUCAGCUAAAGCUGCUUUGUUUGGGGAUCUAGAGCCAAAUUGUAAAAUAUUUUUUAAAAAGCUUGUGUGGACCUUUUCAAUAGGUUUUCGGGUUUCCCAACCCCAUAAUUCUGCGCCAUACAACAAAAUCGGCUUAAUUUUCCCUUCAAAUAGCUUGAAAGCCGAUUCACAGACAAGGUUUUUAAUUUGUUCAUGAAACGUUUGAUUGGGAAUAAUGCCUUUUCAGCCUGUUGGGAUAAUAUCUCAAACGCUUUAGUUAAAAUGUUCCUGUAUUAAAAGACAAUGCCUAGAUAUUUAUAAUAAGACGUUACUUCUAAUUUUUCGCCCUUGAUAUACCAUUUACCAUGUUUAUAUAGGGAUUCCCCUGUUUGAAAACUACAACUUUCGUUUUCCUAGGAUAUAUUUCUAAUCCCCAUUUCUCACAGCACGUGUAUGUUACUAGAAUAUCAUGUUUUCCUGAAGAUUUAAAACAGUAUCUGCAAAUAUUGCAUCAUCAUCUGCAAACAGAAGUAUAGAUGAUGGUUGUGGAGAUUAUCAAUGAAUAUGCUACUGGUAUAAAAUAUUAAUAUGUCAUUUUCAAGUUCAUCAAUAUACAUUAUAAAAAGUGCUGGUGACAAUAUGCACCCCAGACGCACUCCACGUGACACUUUUACAUUUUGAUAUAUAGUUUUCAGUACAUUAUGUAUCUUUCCAUGAAUACCUCUUUGUAAUAGCAGAUACAUAAAUAAUUCCUGUGUACAGAGUCGAACGCUUUUUUGAAAGAUGACAAAGAUUCAAUAAAAUUUGUCCCUUUUCUUUCUUAUAUACUUAUGGGCUACUGAAUGUAGGAUAAAGGCUUGACCACUAGUGGUAUAACCUUUUGUAAGGCCCGCCUGGGAUUCCGAAAUAAAUCCGAAACUUACUUCUGACAUUUAUUAUCGUUAAGAAACGUUUUCUGAUUACAUCAAGUAUUGCAAUUCCUCUAUAGUUUCCUGGGUCAGUUUGUGGCCUGCCUUAUAAAGAGGUACCACUUACCCUGAUUUCCACGAUGAUGGGAAGGAUCAAGAAUUCUGUCAAAUAACUUAUUUAAAAGAGGUAGAAUAAUGGUACAUGUUUCUUUUAUGGCUUCGGCGGAAAUGCCAUCUUCCCCUGGAGCCGUACCAUUCUUCAGAUUAGUUAUCGCCCGUAAAAUUUCUUGUUCUGUUAUAGUGGUCGCCAUUUUAAUAUCAGACUCACUGCAAUAUUCACACUCCUCCAUAUUGUGAUUUGAGAGAAAGCCGGUUACAUGAUCAUUGAAAUCAUUAUUAAUGCUCACAUCUGGGUUAAGAAGUUGUUUAAAGUAUUCAUACCAUGAUUGCGGUGUAAUGCCUUGUUUCUCAUCAUGAAUAUUUUGACAGUCACCCUUAAUAGUUUUUCAAAAUCU